This is a messenger RNA of Musa acuminata AAA Group (dessert banana), 498 nucleotides long. Its product is annotated as MFP1 attachment factor 1-like. The transcript has a single exon. The record is from RefSeq and is a predicted model, not a curated record. The coding region runs from base 1 to 498 and encodes 165 amino acids. NCBI's taxonomy places the organism in Eukaryota, Viridiplantae, Streptophyta, Magnoliopsida, Zingiberales, Musaceae. Gene Ontology annotation, biological process: lateral root development; mitotic cell cycle.
AUGGCGAGAGAUGGCGAAGUGGCCUACUCCAUCGAGGCAGGCGAUGAACUCGAUCCCACUUCGGCGGCGUCGGCCGGUCUUCUCGACGUCUCCCUCAACAUGUGGCCGCCGUCGCAGGAGUCGCGGGACGCCGUGAUCCAGCGCCUGGUCGAGACCCUUUCCUCCCCCUCCGUCCUCACCAAGUGCUACGGCGUCGUCUCCGUCGAGCAGGCUUCCUCCAUUGCUCUCAUCAUCGAGCAGGAGGCCUUCGCCGCCGCCAAUUGCGACGGCGUCUGUCCCUUCUCAGACUACGACUACGGGCUGGAGAUCCUCCAGAUCUACACCAGGGAGAUCGGGAAGCGCAUGAUCGAGUUCAGCAAGUCGAGUGCCCCGCCUGACUCACCUGCGCCCAUCGUCGUGGUCGCUGCCGACGAUUUUGUUUCGAUCAUGGUAGAUUCCGCCUCCACCACCGAUGGUGAUAGGGAGGUAUACUCGUCCACUGAAUCCGAGUCUUCUUGA